UAAAAUAAAAGAUGAAUUGGCAUUAAGAGUAAAGUAAAACCCAAAGACACGAUGAACUAACUCAACUCAACAAGACGACGACUACCAGUGGUGAGCAAAGUUGUAGCAACACAAUCAAACAUGAGAAAGCGAGAUUUAGCUAUUCUCAUGCUCUCCGCUUUUGCUAUAUUCUUCUCUCUCCAUCAUGAAGGUGAUUUUUCGUUUAAAGAGGCGUGGUAUCAUUUAUCUGAUGAAUAUCCAGUCAAGUACGAAGCUGAGCGUCUUCCUCCGCCCAUUGUUUCUGAUCUUAACGGUGACGGAAAAUACGAGGUCCUCGUCGCCACUCACGAUGCCAAAAUUCAGGUAUUAGAGCCUCAUUCUAGACGUGUGGACCAAGGAUUUAGUGAAGCUCGCGUUCUUGCUGAAAUUUCCUUGUUGCCAGACAAGAUUCGUGUUGCAUCAGGAAGACGUGCUGUAGCCAUGGCUGCAGGAGUUGUUGAUCGCAUCUAUAAGCAUGGACAAGUGCAGAAGCAGGUCCUUGUUGUCGUAACGUCUGGUUGGUCUGUUAUGUGUUUUGAUCACAACCUCAAAAAACUAUGGGAGAAGAAUCUUCAGGAGGAUUUCCCUCAUCAUGUUCACCACAGGGAGAUAGCUAUCUCUAUAAGCAAUUAUACCAUCAAACACGGAGAUUCAGGCUUGGUUAUUGUAGGUGGCAGGAUGGAAAUACAGAGUCAUAUGCAAAUGGAUCCUUUUGAAGAUAUUAACAUGGCAGUAGAUAGUGAGCAGCAUAGAAGAAGUGCAAACGAAAAGGAGGUCUUUGAGAACUCUACCGUGGAUUUGCGCCAUUUUGCAUUUUUUGCUUUUGGUGGUCGAUCAGGGAAACUUCAUUGGACGAGAAAAAAUGAGGAUAUUGAAGCACUAUCAUCAGACGCGUCUCAGUUGAUUCCACAGCAUAAUUACAAGCUUGAUGUUCAUGCUUUAAACAGUCGACGUCCUGGAGAGUUUGAGUGUAGGGAAUUUAGAGAAUCCAUCCUUGGAGUAAUGCCGCAUCAGUGGGAUAGGCGGGAGGACACGCUGUUAAAGUUGGCACAUUUCAGACGUCACAAGAGAAAAGCACUGAAGAAAACAGACGGAAAAAGCACGACUUACCCUUACCACAAGCCUGAGGAAAACCAUCCUCCAGGCAAGGACUCGACCCAGAAAAUUUCAAACUUGAUUGGAAAAACAGCAAAAUAUGCUGGAUCAGCAAAACCAAAGAAGCCAUCAAAUUACAUUCCUACAAUCACAAACCACACCCAGCUUUGGUGGGUUCCGAAUGUUGUUGUGGCUCAUCAGAAGGAAGGGAUCGAGGCAGUCCAUUUGGCAUCUGGUCGCACUUUAUGCAAGCUUCAUCUUCAAGAAGGUGGACUCCAUGCUGAUAUUAAUGGGGAUGGGGUUCUUGAUCAUGUACAGGCUGUAGGGAGAAAUGGUGCUGAGCGGACUGUUGUAAGUGGAUCAAUGGAUGUACUGCGACCUUGUUGGGCUGUUGCUACUUCUGGUGUGCCUGUUCGGGAACAACUGUUCAAUGUUUCUAUAUGUCAUCAUACACCAUUUAACUUAUUUCAACACGGAGAAUAUUCUAGAAGUUUUGGGCGGACUGCAGAUACAGGUUCUUUGGAGGUAGCAACUCCAAUUCUUAUCCCACGAGAUGAUGGGUACCGUCAUAGAAAGGGAAGCCAUGGAGAUGUUGUUUUUCUAACUAAUCGUGGUGAGGUAACUUCUUACUCUCCCAGUACUCAUGGCCAUGAAGCUAUUUGGCAAUGGCAGAUUUUGACAGGUGCAACAUGGUCAAACCUACCAUCUCCAUCAGGCAUGAUGGAAUCUGGCAAGGUGGUGCCCACUCUUAAGGCAUUUACCUUACGUAAGCAUGAUAAUCAAGAACUGAUCCUUGCCGCGGGAGAUCAGGAAGCUUUGGUGAUAUCCUCCGGAGGAAGUAUACUAGCAUCCAUUGACCUUCCGGCUCCCCCAACACAUGCCUUGGUGAACGAGGAUUUCUCAAAUGAUGGACUUACUGACCUUAUUCUUGUAACUUCUAGUGGAGUCUAUGGCUUUGUUCAGACAAGGCAACCUGGUGCCCUCUUCUUUAGCACUCUGGUUGGCUGCCUUAUCGUUGUGAUGGGAGUAAUAUUUGUCUCACAACACUUGAAUUCCAUGAAAGGGAAGCCUCGAGUAUCUUCUGGGCACCUCUAAAAAGACUGAGAUAUAAAGAGGUCCUUUACAUGGAACAACUUGACAGAGAGAACCUUUAGUAGUUGAUGGCAAGUGAGUGCAAUAGACAGACGAGCUUUCGGAUAAAGAUUAUGUCUCGAUGCUCUCGACCUCUUGUAUUUAAAAUUUUAUGUAUAAAAUGACUUGAGGUUUAAUGUAAUGUACAUGAGAUUCCUACAAAAUUUUGAUAAUAACUUCUCAGAAGUUUUAGUUAUUUAA
Molecule: messenger RNA, 2445 nt
Organism: Daucus carota subsp. sativus
Lineage: Eukaryota; Viridiplantae; Streptophyta; Magnoliopsida; Apiales; Apiaceae
Exons: 13
Coding region: 121-2208 (695 amino acids)
Source: RefSeq, a predicted model, not a curated record